AUGAAGUCUUUCACAAUCGUCCUAACCUGUGCUGUAUUGGCUGUCUUCUUUAUCAGGAGCAGCGAUGCAGUCGCCUGUUCCACAACUGUUACCACCGAUUGCACAGACUGUUCAGAGACUGCUAAUGCCGACGAACCUGAUUGCACCACAACAACAACAACAACAACCACAACUGAGGCAGCCGUUACCCUGAAACCCUCUCGCCGCAUGGUUGUCAGCGUCUCCAAUCUGAAAUAUACGAAUGUGAGACGUAUUCGUGUGAACCGCAAUGGAUCUAGCUCCAGCAGCAGCUCAAGUUCUGGAACUUCAAGCAGCACUCGCAACAGCCGCAGGACCAACAAUCGCUCAAGUCGCCGUGGCCGCAAUGUUCGCGUUCUCAGGGGUUAG
Drosophila albomicans is the source of this 387-nucleotide messenger RNA. RefSeq names its product protein new-glue 3-like. The coding region runs from base 1 to 387 and encodes 128 amino acids. Lineage: Eukaryota; Metazoa; Arthropoda; Insecta; Diptera; Drosophilidae. The transcript has a single exon. The record is from RefSeq and is a predicted model, not a curated record.